UGCCCCUGCCCCGCCUCCAACCGGCGUUUUGUUCUGGAAGCUUCAGGCUGUGACAGGGGAGGCUGCAGAAUCCGUUGUCAUCCUCCGCCCAGUUACUUGUACCGGGACCCGUACACCCCCAGCCUAAGCUUCACCACCCGUUAUGCCGGAUAAGUCCGCUCCUAAAGUCAUGGCGGCGACCCCCGCCUCAGCAUCGGGUAAAGGCAGUGGAGGGGACGGCAGGAUGAGAGGAUCUUACCAGGACCGGGACAAGCCGGCUCAGAUCCGCUUCAGCAAUAUCUCCGCCGGGAAAGCUGUUGCUGAUGCCGUUAGAACCAGCCUUGGACCAAAGGGCAUGGACAAAAUGAUUCAAGAUGGUAAAGGAGAUGUGACCAUUACAAAUGAUGGCGCCACCAUCCUGAAGCAAAUGCAAGUCCUGCACCCAGCAGCAAAGAUGUUGGUUGAAUUAUCCAAGGCUCAAGAUAUUGAAGCUGGAGAUGGCACAACAUCUGUGGUGGUCAUUGCUGGUGCCCUCCUUGAUGCCUGCUCUAAGUUGUUGCUAAAAGGUAUACAUCCCACCACUAUUUCUGAGUCCUUCCAGCUGGCUGUAGACAAAGGAAUUGAAAUUCUAAGCAGCAUUGCCCAACCUGUGGAGCUAAGCGACCGAGAAACCUUACUGAACAGCGCAACCACAUCGCUGAACUCGAAGGUCGUCUCCCAGUAUUCCAGCUUGCUUGCGCCAAUGAGUGUGGAUGCUGUAAUGAAAGUGAUUGAUCCAUUGACAGCAAACAGCGUUGAUCUUCAUGACAUCAAAAUAGUCAAGAAACUUGGUGGAACCAUUGAUGACUGUGAAAUGGUUGAUGGUCUUGUGCUGACACAGAAACUGUCAAACACCGGAGUAUCCAGGGUGGAAAAGGCAAAGAUCGGUCUAAUUCAGUUCUGCUUAUCUGCUCCAAAAACAGAUAUGGAUAACCAGAUUGUGGUGUCGGAUUAUGCACAGAUGGACAGAGUUUUAAGAGAAGAACGAGCCUACAUUCUCAACCUUGUGAAACAAAUCAAGAAGGCUGGCUGCAAUGUGCUGCUAAUCCAGAAGUCCAUUUUAAGGGACGCUCUGAGUGAUCUUGCUUUGCACUUUCUGAAUAAAAUGAAAAUUAUGGUGGUUAAGGACAUAGAACGUGAAGACAUUGAGUUCAUCUGUAAGACUAUUGGAACCAAGCCGGUGGCUCAUAUCGACCAUUUUACAGCAGACAUGUUGGCAACAGCUGAGCUGGCUGAAGAAGUCAGUCUAAAUGGCUCUGGGAAACUUGUAAAGAUAACUGGGUGCGCCAACCCUGGCAAAACGGUUACAAUUGUUGUCCGUGGUUCUAACAAGCUUGUGAUUGAAGAGGCUGAGCGCUCCAUCCAUGAUGCACUUUGUGUGAUUCGUUGCUUAGUUAAGAAAAGAGCUCUGAUCGCUGGAGGAGGCGCUCCUGAGAUUGAGUUGUCCCUGCGAUUGAAUGAAUAUGCAAGAACACUUAGCGGCAUGGAGUCCUACUGUAUCAGAGCUUAUGCAGAUGCCUUGGAAGUCAUCCCAUUCACACUGGCAGAGAAUGCAGGACUUCACCCAAUAUCCACUGUAACGGAGCUGAGAAAUAGACAUGCACAGGGUGAGAAGACAGCAGGGAUAAAUGUGCGCAAGGGAGGAAUAUCUAACAUUUUGGAAGAACUAGUUGUUCAGCCUCUCUUGGUGUCCAUCAGCUCCCUGACUCUAGCUACAGAAACCGUUCGAAGUAUCCUGAAGAUCGAUGAUGUGGUAAAUACCCGAUAAGCAUUUUUCUGGCUGAAGCAAAGCGGCAAGUCUGCUGAAGUAAGCUGGCAGUAAACCUUUCUGUGUGUGUCGGCACUUAAUUUAAUAAAGUUGUUACAUGACGUUA
Messenger RNA from Hyla sarda, 1892 nucleotides. RefSeq names its product chaperonin containing TCP1 subunit 4 (gene CCT4). Gene Ontology annotation, cellular component: chaperonin-containing T-complex. Bases 143 to 1786 code for a protein of 547 amino acids. The transcript is spliced from 14 exons. Gene Ontology annotation, molecular function: ATP hydrolysis activity; ATP-dependent protein folding chaperone; ATP binding. Lineage: Eukaryota; Metazoa; Chordata; Amphibia; Anura; Hylidae. Gene Ontology annotation, biological process: protein folding. The record is from RefSeq and is a predicted model, not a curated record.